Anopheles marshallii is the source of this 1581-nucleotide messenger RNA. RefSeq names its product glutamyl-tRNA(Gln) amidotransferase subunit B, mitochondrial (gene GatB). Gene Ontology annotation, biological process: glutaminyl-tRNAGln biosynthesis via transamidation; mitochondrial translation. Lineage: Eukaryota; Metazoa; Arthropoda; Insecta; Diptera; Culicidae. Gene Ontology annotation, molecular function: glutaminyl-tRNA synthase (glutamine-hydrolyzing) activity. The transcript has 4 exons. Bases 1 to 1581 code for a protein of 526 amino acids. The record is from RefSeq and is a predicted model, not a curated record.
AUGUCGUUACCCAACCGGCUACUGUACAGAUAUUUUUCGUCCUCCAAGCAUCCGCCGAAGACUGCAAGAACAAAAUGGAAAAGCGUUAUCGGAUUGGAGGUGCAUGCACAACUGAACACAGAAUCGAAAUUAUUUUCCGGUGCCCGCGCAACAUUCGGAGCGGCUCCGAAUUCGUGUGUUGCUUUGUUCGAUGCAUCCAUUCCCGGGACAUUGCCAGUGCUGAACAAAAAUGCCGUAGAACUUGGUGUGCGAACAGCCCUUGCGCUAGGCUGCAACGUAAACGCGGUUUCGAUGUUUGACCGUAAGCACUACUUUUACGCUGAUCUACCGAACGGAUACCAGAUCACCCAACAACGAGCUCCUUUGGCGCGAGGUGGCGCACUAUCGUUUCCGGUGUUUGUUCCAGGUGUGACGAAGACUCCGUACUACAAGACGGCAAAGUUACACCAGUUGCAGCUAGAGCAAGAUAGUGGGAAAUCUCUGCACGAUCCGAUCGAGCGGAAGAGUUUGGUCGAUUUGAACCGUGCCGGUAUGCCGCUGAUGGAGUUGGUGUUUGAACCGGAUUUAGAAAGUGGCGAGGAAGCCGCUGCACUGGUGAAGGAGUUGAUGUUGAUCCUGACCAGGUUGCAAAGUUGCACGUGUAAAAUGGAAGAUGGUGCAUUACGCGUGGAUGCAAAUAUUUCGGUGCAUUUAGAAAAUACACCUCUGGGGACACGAACGGAGGUGAAGAAUAUUGGUUCCGUUCGUGCCGUCGCACAAGCUGUCGAUUACGAAAUACAACGGCAAAUCGCUGUUCUGGAUAAUGGCGGAAAGAUACACAAUGAAACAAGAGCGUGGGACGCUGCCGCGAAGACAACGGUUGCAAUGAGAGACAAGGAAGUGGUGCAGGAUUAUCGUUUUAUGCCGGAACCCAAUCUACCGCCGUUGCAUUUGAGAUUACACGACAAGGAAUGUACCGAAAAGGAGUCAGAAGUCGAUGUGAUAGACGUUCCAAAGUUGAGCCAUACGCUGCCCGAACUCCCGGAGCAAACGCGACAAAGGAUCAUUCAAAUGCAUCAGCUAUCUAGCACGAUUGCCAUUACGCUUGUUAAUGACAUCAUACUGCACGAACAUUUCCGUGCCAUCAUCGAAGGGUCCAGUGGGCGUUCACCGAAGCUGGUGGCUAACUUUCUGAUCAACGAACUACUUACGAUAUUGAACCGCAACAAGCUGGAUCCGGCCGACUGCCAUGUGACGUCCGGCCAGCUCGGAACCAUCGUCGAUAUGCUGCAGGAAAAUCAACUCAACGCCCAAUACGCCAGUCGGGUGCUGCAGGAGUUACUGGCCGACGAACGAUUGCAGGUGUGUCCGCGGGAAAUUGUUUCCACCAACGGUUGGUUUCUCAUUACGGAUGAAGCGCAAAUUAGUCAACACUGUGAGGAUGUAAUUAAGCGUCAUCCGAAGCUGGUGGAUAAGUAUCGCAAAGGCAAGGAGAAAAUGCUGUACGCGUUGGCGGGUGAGGUGGCAAAGGUAAGCGAGGAGAAGAUUGAUAUGGCAAGGGCAGUUGAAUUGUUAAAGGAAAUGCUGAAACGAGCGACUUAA